Paramecium sonneborni is the source of this 2180-nucleotide messenger RNA. The record is from the annotation of a GenBank genome assembly. NCBI's taxonomy places the organism in Eukaryota, Ciliophora, Oligohymenophorea, Peniculida, Parameciidae.
UUAUUAAUAAAUGAGAAAAAAUAAUAAAGUUUAGCCUGCCAACUAAGUUUAGGUGAUUUCCUAAGUUACUUCAAGCCCUGAAAUAUCAUAAAAAGCAAUAACAACAAUACCAGAUCAAUAGGGCAAUUAGAAACAAAUAGAUCCUAGACUUAUUGCUGGACCAUUGGCAGAAAGAGGCUGUACAGAUAUACUUUGUUUACUACUUUUUAUUGUUGGAAUAGCUAUUUUGGCGUAUGAAAUAUAUUUAAAUUUAUAGAUUCAUUUCUUAAGAAGCUUAUUUAAAAGGAGAACCAGAGAGACUUCUUGCAAUGUAUGAUCCAGAUGGUAAAGAAUGUUUAAUAAUUAAUAAUAGGAGUGGCUUGUGGUUUUGAUAAAAAUUUGGAUUAUUCUUAUUUAUAUUUUGCAAUACCUUUUGGAGACUAUUUCAAUAGAACUGUAUGUGUUAAAGAAUGUCCAUUAUAUCUAGAUGAAACUAAAAAACCAACUGAAUUAGUUUGUAAAGCAAAUACUUUGGUUACAAGUUGUUAAUAGAAAUGUGAUCCUGCCGAUGCAUUGAAAUCAUUUGCAACAACAAAUAACACAGGAACAUUCAAAGAUUUUUUGUGUAUCUUUAAUUCAUCAAUUUGUAAUUAAAAUUGUAAAUCUAAGUAUUUGAUCGUGUAUGUUAUCCAGAUGCCUUAUUAUCUCUUUUUUAAAAUUACAAAGAUUAUGGAUCCUAAUUUGCAAUGGAUGUUUUGACUGGUUAUAUAGAAGAUUUAAAUUAAACAAAGGAAGCCAUAUAUUGUUCAUUUGCAGUGGCAUUUUUAAUGGGGUAAUAUUAUUAAUAGAUAUGUUAAAUAGAAUAAUUUAUUUAUUUUUUACAAGGUUACUUGCAGGAGUAUUGGUUUGGACAUCUAUAUUUCUCUUUUUAGUAGGUUUAGGAUUUGGAACAUUUUGGUGUCAUUAAUAAGAUCUCUAUUAUUAAGAUAUUAUAAAAGAUCAAACAGGAAAAUAUUCAGUUGAACAAACCAGUAAAGCUAAAGAUAAUUAAUUAACUUUUUAAUAUUUAACAUAUGUAAUGUAUGGUAUUUGUGCUUUUGCUGUCAUUGGAUUAAUUUGCAUUUUCAACAAAAUUAGAUUAGCUAUAGCUGUUAUUAAAACUGCAGCAAUGUGUGUGAAAGAUCAUUUCUUAUUAAUAUUUGUUCCUUAAGUUACUGCCAUAGUCCUAGCAGGAUUAUGGUUUUGGUGGAUUUAUACAGCAUCAUAUGUUUAUGCAGUUGGAGAAAUCAAAGGAACAGGUAAUAGUCCAUUUGCUGAAGUCACACAUACUGAAUUAUAAAUAUAAUAUCUUUGGUAUUUCAUUUUUGGAGGUUUAUGGAUAAAUGCUUUUAUUUAAGCUGUUAAUAAUUUUGUUAUUGCAUCUACAUGUUGUUUUUGGUAUUUUGCAUAACAAGGUGCUGGAGGUGAUGAAAGAGCUAUUUCAUAAUCUCUUUAUAGAGUUUUUAGAUAUCAUGCAGGUUCUUUAGCAUUUGGUUCUUUAAUUUUAGCUAUUGUACAACUUAUAAGAAUUAUGCUAGAAUAUGUUAGAUAUCAAACUGAAAAAGUGGCUGGUUCUGAAAAUAAAGCAGUCAAAUGUUUAUUAAAAUGUUUGAGUUGCUGUAUGGCAUGCUUUGAAAGAUUCAUUAGAUUUUUAAAUAAUAAUGCCUAUAUAAUGAUUGCUCUAACUGGUAAAAACUUUUGUUCAGCUGCUAAAGCUGCUUUUGAAACUAUUUGGGCUAAUAGUAUGAGAUUUGCUUUAGUAAAUGGUAUCGGUGGAGCAUUUAUUUUUGUUGGUAAAUUUUGCAUCUCUAUUGUUACUUUAAUGAUCUUUUAUUAUGUAAUUACAACUAUGGAUUACUUUAAAGAAAAGAUUUUCUCUCCAGUUUUCCCUUGCAUAGUAAUAUAUUGAAUAUAUUUAGGUUGUUUUUAUAAUAGCAUAUGCAUUAGCUGUUUUGUUUAUGUCUAUUUAUGGAAUGGCAUGUGAUGCUGUGUUAUUAUGUUUUAUAUUUGAUGAAGACUUAAAUAAAUAAAAUGGUGGUAUGAGUGCAUCUAGAUGUCCUGAAACAUUAAAGGAAUUUCUUGAAUAACCAGAGAUGGCAAAUCUUAAAUAAGCAUGAUUUAAUAUAAUAAAUAAUGAUUUAAAAUUCUACAACAACUCCUCC